AUGUCAUCAAUCACCCUAGGCCGCUACUUGUUCGAGAGGCUAAGACAAGUGGAAUGUUUCACUAUUUUUGGCUUGCCCGGAGACUUCAACCUGAGGCUGCUGGACGAGAUCUACGAGGUCGAGGGCAUGCGCUGGGCCGGCAACACAAACGAACUGAACGCCGCGUACGCGGCUGACGGAUACGCACGGCUCAAGGGCAUUGCAUGUCUAAUUACCACGUUUGGGGUCGGCGAACUAUCGGCACUCAAUGGUGUCGUGGGCUCAUACGCUGAGCACGUAGGCGUGCUGCACGUUGUGGGCGUUCCCUCGCUCGCAUCGCAGGCCAAGCAGCAGCUGCUACACCACACACUCGGCGAUGGCGACUUCGCGGUCUUCCACCGCAUGUCGGCCAACAUUUCGCAGACCACCGCCAUGGUCACGGACCUGGCCACCGCGCCGCAGGAGAUCGACCGCUGCAUCCGAACCACCUACGUGACGCAGCGCCCCGUAUACCUGGGGCUGCCGGCAAACAUAGUCAACCAGAUGGUUGAUCGCCGCCUACUCGACACGCCCAUUGACCUCUCGCUCGAGCCCAACGACGAGGACACCGAGGAGGAGGUGCUCACUCAGGUGCUCGCCCUUGUCCAGAAGGCGCAGAACCCCAUCAUCCUCGCGGACGCGUGCUGCUCGCGCCACGACGCCAAGAAAGAGGCCUGGCAGCUCACCGACGCUACGCAGUUCCCCUGCUUCGUCACGCCCAUGGGCAAGGGCUCCGUUCCCGAGAAACACCCACGCUUCGGUGGCGUCUAUGUCGGUACACUGUCUUCGCCCGACGUCAAGAGCGCCGUGGAGGCUGCAGAUCUCAUCCUCUCGCUGGGUGCCCUGCUCUCGGACUUUAACACGGGCUCCUUCUCCUACUCCUACGGCACCCGCAACGUCGUCGAGUUUCACUCCGACCAUACCAAGGUCCGUAACGCCAUCUUCCCGCGCGUGGGCAUGAAGUUUGUGCUGCAGAAGCUGAUUCAGCGUAUCCCUGCCGCUAUCCAGCACUACAGCCCACGGCCCGUGCCCACGAGGCCCGCCCGGAACGCGCCCACGCCUCGCGACACCCCGCUGACCCAGGAGUGGCUCUGGACCCAGAUCGGCGAGUUUCUGCGUGAGGGCGACGUUGUCGUCACCGAGACUGGCACCUCUGCCUUCGGCAUCAACCAGACUCGCUUCCCCAACAACACCUACGGCAUAUCCCAGGUCCUGUGGGGGUCCAUCGGCUUCACCACAGGCGCCACCCUGGGCGCCGCCAUGGCCGCAGAGGAGCUCGACAAAAACAAGCGCGUCAUUCUCUUUAUCGGCGACGGCUCCCUACAGCUCACCGUCCAGGAGAUUUCCUCCAUGGUCCGGUGGGGUCUACGUCCUUACCUCUUUGUGCCCAACAACGACGGCUACACUAUCGAGAAGCUGAUCCACGGGCCCACGGCCCAGUACAACGAGAUCCAGAACUGGCAUCAUCUCCGGCUACUUCCCACCUUUGGCGCCACAGAUUACGAGGCCGUGCGUGUGGCUACCACGGGAGAGUGGGACGCGCUCACGAACGAUCCGGCCUUCAACCGCAACUCUCGCAUCCGCCUGGUGGAGGUCAUGCUCGAGGUCAUGGAUGCGCCCUCCUCGCUGGUCCGCCAAGCCCAGCUCACCGCCGCGACGAACGCCCAGAACUAG
Molecule: messenger RNA, 1692 nt
Organism: Lachancea thermotolerans CBS 6340
Lineage: Eukaryota; Fungi; Ascomycota; Saccharomycetes; Saccharomycetales; Saccharomycetaceae
Product: alpha-keto acid decarboxylase family protein
Exons: 1
Coding region: 1-1692 (563 amino acids)
Molecular function (GO): magnesium ion binding; carboxy-lyase activity; thiamine pyrophosphate binding
Source: RefSeq, a predicted model, not a curated record